Molecule: messenger RNA, 10868 nt
Organism: Mobula hypostoma (lesser devil ray)
Lineage: Eukaryota; Metazoa; Chordata; Chondrichthyes; Myliobatiformes; Myliobatidae
Gene: sipa1l3
Product: signal-induced proliferation-associated 1 like 3
Exons: 24
Coding region: 998-6256 (1752 amino acids)
Biological process (GO): epithelial cell morphogenesis; activation of GTPase activity; establishment of epithelial cell polarity
Cellular component (GO): cytoplasm; Golgi apparatus; plasma membrane
Molecular function (GO): protein binding; GTPase activator activity
Source: RefSeq, a predicted model, not a curated record
GCUCCUGACGGGAGUUGUAGUCAAUUUUGCAGUCGGCGGAUGCUGUUUGAUUGGUUCUCUAGUUCCCGGCAGGCACUGCGGCACUGGCCGAGUGUUCUCUCAUGGGGGAUGACGGGUAUUGUAGGUUGAUUUCACGACGCGGGUGGGACCGCGGAACUACAAGUCCCAGAGCGCUGAGUCCGGCCCUGCAGCGCUCGGUGUGGCCGGCGGAGCGAACGGCGAUUGAGCUGAGUGUCGGUGCCGGGGAGGCGCUCUGUGUCCGGGGAAAGGCGAGAGAGAGAGAAAGCGAGAGCGCGAUCGCAGAGCGUCCGAGCAGAGGAAUCAGAGAAGGAAAGUUUUCUGGAUUGACUGUGGUUUGGACGGAGCGGGCUGACUUGGGGGUGUGAGAGUGCCAGGCACAAGGGAGACUGAGGAAAAUGGAUGCUCAAUAAAGUGUCAGGUCAGAACAAGCCCUGCCUCCGGAUUGAUGUUCUGUGGUUUGCUGUGAUUCUCAUGACCAAAACUUUUAUAAGCCUGCUGAUGAGUCGUUGACCUGCAAGAUUCAAUCAAGUAGCAGAGACAGCCAGUCACUGAAACACCCAAGGCAAACUAUUAUAUUUCUGGAUGCCGAACUGCUGCUGAAUGCCUGCUAUCACAUUUGCACUAUAAGGAUUACAUCGAUCUCCAUCUGGUUAAAGAAUCCAAUGCCACGCCUUGGUCAAUCUGCCAAACGGCACAUGGGGAGUAUUUAGAAUUAACUGAACUUCAUCCAGUCUUGGUUUUCCCAUCUUUGGUCUCAUCGAUUCUUUCCGCUGCUGCACAAAAACAAUUGACAUGUGGAUGACAAGGAAAUAUGAAAAGUUAUGGCUGAUCCCGAUAUAUAGCAUAGCUGCUCCUUAAUCCCAUCUCUGCUUGUUGGAAUUGGUUCUGUUUGAAGCUUGAACAAGUGGCUUCUGUCAGCCAAGGAAAUGACUGGGAUCUUUCUGUUGCUGCUUGCGCGACUGCAUGUUGACGGACUAUGACAAGCUAUAGGCCUGUUCAAAAUGAAAAGGUGGAGGUCGGUGGAAUUGUUACGGCCGGCAUUGAAGUCCUUGCCUCCACGGGCACAUGCGAUUACUAUGCACCUCCAUUCAGGGCCCAGAACGGGAAUGUGUGCGGUCAGGGAGAGAACGUGCUGCGGGCAAGUUCUGCACCCGCCAUGCCAAAAAUGGGAGUCCGAGCUCGCAUCGCUGACUGGCCUCCAAAACAGGAUGUAACAAAGGAUUCCACAGGGAGCACAGCAAUGGACUUGGAUGGACCCAUGGUAGAUACGGCACGAGGCUUUCAUAAUGGUCAGUGUUAUCCGAGCUGUCAAAGUACUCCUCAAGCCCCUUGGGCUCAAAGCCUCUCCCGCAAACCUCAAGGAAAAGCCAAGGAAGUAGAGUUUCAGGAGGGAUGGCCUCGGUCUCCAACCAAGAUGUUUGUUUCACUGAGAAUGCGAAGUAACAGUGAGGUGACUCUCAAUGAGUAUGAUGGUGAAGGAGCCCUAGACUAUAAAGGGACCAAACAUGGGAGUGGAAUGCUUCCCCUAAGGGAAUAUGGCAGCACUUCAUCCAUUGACGUUCAUGGAGUGGCUACUGAAAGCUUCUUUGACAUGUUGAAAGAGUUCAGAAAUGAGAAGACCGAUCAGCGGAGCUCUGUGCCGGAAGACCUCAAGCAAUUGCUGCGGGUCGACCCGAGCAGGGCUUCCUGUCUCAGUCUGGAAGGCAGCACCAAGGCCGACGAUAGCCGGAGCGAAUCAUCUCAGAGGCUCGAACCAAAGAAUGCGCACAAAGACCGGGAGAAAUCGCGCAAGAAGCAGCUGCGGAAUGAAAGCGGCGAGUCCAUCUUGAAGAAACUGCGCAGCAGCAGAAGUGAGCAGGAGCCAGGGCAGCCGAGCUCGGACCACGAAGACAGUAGGUCCCAGGACAGCAGUAAGCCGUGGGUUUGUCAGAAGAGCUUUGGGCAUUUUGACGUUCAAAGCAUACUGUUCGACCUCAACGAGGUGGUGAGCAACCGAAACUAUGUGGCCCACCGGAGGAAUACCACUACUGGGGCUUCUGCUGCCUCGGCUGCCUCGCUGGCCGCAUCACGCUCUCUUGCUCAGGGAAACUUGGAUUCCAACUUUACCAGCACUGAGGAGGUGAAUGGCAAAGAGGACUUGGAACCUGAUCUGGGCGACAGCAACUGCAAUGAUCUGCUCCUAAAUUGCCCUCACUUCCGUAACGAGACAGGUGGUACGAACGAGCGGGACAUCAGCCUGUCAAAGGCCAGCAUCGAUGCUGGCCUGAGUGUAGACUGUGAAGGUGGUUUUCCAAAGAUGGUGUGGAACCCGUACUGCACAAACGCGAGUGUAUCUGUGCUUGAGGUGCCAAAGGAAUUGCAACUGCGGCACGAGAGAUUAAAGCACUUCAGUAUCGAGCACGUGGACCGUGGAGCCAGAUACUACCAAGAUUAUUUCCACGGAAAAGAGCACUGGAAUUACUUUGGAGUGGAUGAAAAGCUGGGCCCAGUGGCCAUAAGCAUCAAGCGGGAGAAAUUGGAAGACAGCAAAGAACAUGGAUCUCAGUACAUCUACCGAAUCAUCUUCAGGACCAGUGAGCUCAUUACACUAAGAGGAGCAAUCCUGGAGGAUGCAGUUCCAUCAACGUCGAAACACGGCACGGUGCGAGGGCUUCCAAUGAAAGAGGUGCUGGAGGCGGUGAUACCGGAGCUGAACAUCCAAUGUCUGCGGCUGGCGUUCAGCACGCCUAAAGUGACAGAGCAGCUACUGAAACUGGAUGAACAAGGACUCAGUAGAAAGCAUAAAGUCGGCAUUCUGUAUUGUACAGCUGGCCAGGGCUCUGAAGAAGAGAUGUACAACAAUGAGGAAGCAGGUCCUGCCUUUGAGGAAUUCCUGGAUCAACUUGGGGAAAAAGUACUCCUCAAGGGUUUUAAUAAAUAUGCAGCACAACUGGAUACAAAAACGGACUCGACUGGAACUCACUCCCUCUACGCAACGUACCUGGACUAUGAGAUCAUGUUCCAUGUGUCCACCAUGCUUCCAUACACCCCUAACAAUCGGCAGCAGCUUCUCCGAAAGCGGCACAUCGGCAAUGACAUCGUCACCAUCAUUUUCCAGGAACCCGGGGCUCUGCCAUUCACACCAAAGACUGUCCGUUCCCACUUCCAGCAUGUGUUCGUCAUUGUCAGGGUCAAUAAUCCAUGCACUGAGAAUGUGUGCUACAGUGUGGCAGUGACAAGGUCCAAGGAUGUUCCAAUCUUUGGUCCACCCAUUCCUAAUGGUUUCACCUUCAGCAAGUCUGAGCUCUUCAGAGAAUUCCUGCUGGCCAAGGUCAUCAAUGGAGAGAAUGCGGCACACAAGUCGGAGAAGUUCCACGCCAUGGCCACACGCACCCGCCAGGAAUACCUGAAGGACUUGGCAGAAAACAGUGUCACCAACACUCCCGUGGAGUCUACCGGAAAGUUUAAUCUCAUACUGCUGAGCUCGAAGAAGAAAGAGAAGACAAAAGCCCGUCUGGGAGCUGAACUUCACAGUGCUGGGGCCAUCACGUGGCGAGUUUAUGCGCAGGAUUACAGCCAGGCAAUUGAAGUGGAGUGCAUUCUUGGCAUCUCCACCGAGUAUGUCGUGGUUAUUGAGCAGAAUACCAAGGAUGUGGUAUUCAACUGCUUCAGUGACGAUGUAAUAGGCUGGACACCUGACACGUCGACAAUCAAAAUUUUCCACGGGAGAGGCGACUGUAUAUUCAUACAUGCACUGGAGGAGAGUGUGGAGGACAUUAAGGAGAUCGUCCAGAGAUUGAAAAUUGUGGCAAAAGGGUGUGAGACUGUCGACAUGACCCUGCGGCGGAAUGGCCUCGGGCAGCUUGGUUUCCAUGUCAAGUAUGACGGCACGGUGGCUGAAGUGGAAGAAUACGGAUUUGCUUGGCAAGCGGGACUGAGGCAGGGAAGUAGAUUGGUGGAAAUUUGCAAAGUGGCAAUUGUGACGUUGACCCACGACCAGAUGAUUGACCUGCUGAGAACGUCAGUGACUGUGAAGGUAGUCAUCAUUCCCCCCCAUGAAGACGGAAGCCCACGCAGGGGUUGCUCCGAAUUGUAUGAAAUGCACACAAUAGACAGUAAAGCAGAGACUGAAAGCAUGCCUGCUGGUUUGAGACCGCCAUACAGGACCAACAGCCUGCAGUGGAGUGCUCCUAUGAUCCACAAUGCAUUACAGUCCCAGCGAUGGCCAGGGAAUGUCCACACUCAGGCAGCAAGCCGGAAUCAAACCUCUAGACAACCGGGAGCCCCAGCGACCUACAGCGAGUCUCAAGCAAAGAGCAGCAAGCGGCCGGUCAGCUACCCAGAAACUUUGUACAAUACACCGUCAACUGCUGCAGCGGAGAGAAUUGCACCUUUCCGAAAUCCUUCCGGAAGCUUCUCCUCUCCGGGGUCUGGAAACAUCUCGUCCAGUCGACACAAAGUUGGUCCCGACAGCAGGUGUGGAGGAGGCCAACGCCCUUUACCACUCUACGAGCAUCACAGCCGGGAUGACAUGACAUCAAGUGGUGAAUCUUCAUCUGGAGGGUUAACCAGCCAGGAGAGCACCAUCGAGAGAAAUAAGAACGAGGCUUUGUGGCACCUCCCAACAAUGUCCAUGGUUUACUCAAACUCUGGAAACAAUGCCUUUAAGCGGCUCCCAAGGCAAGAACUAGCAGGCAAGGAUUCACCUAACAGGCAUGCCAAAAGUGAUGCCCACUACUCGAGCCAGUCGAGCAGUAACACGCUGUCCAGUAAUGCCUCCAGCAGCCACAGUGACGAGAGAUGGUUUGACAACGUGGAACACAUGGAGGUUGACCUCGAGGCCUCAGUGAAAGGCGCGUCCAGUGACAGUGGUAUCGACACCACACUUUACACACCCAGUCCCUUCGCUGCGGCCACGGCGGUCGCCAAGCCUGCCAGAACGGUCCCUCGGCGGGAUAAGCCACAGAAGCCAAUGCAGGCCUCAGUCACCUACAGUGAGCUGACGGACUGCAACAGGCGCAUGCUGGACUGUACACCGCCUUACGUGGAGAAGAAGAGGGACUCAUCACCAGCAGUGAGCGCCGGCAGCCAUAGCAAGGGUCACAGGGUGAGAAACUACACUGCUUCCAGCAGCAGCAACGCAAGCUUCAGCGUGAAUACCGGCAACGAGAGGGCACAUCCCAGGUCAAGCUAUCCCUCUCACACCCACAAGACCCCGCCACCAGACGUGUCCAAGCCACCGGUGUCAUGUUCUCAGCUCUCUGCUUCUGCCCCCAAAUCUUUCUACUCCUAUCAGAAUGUGAAGAACGUGUGCCCAGCAGGGUGGAGAAAAACAUCCAGCACCCAGGCGCGAUCUUCUGGAUACACCGAAACAAAAACGACAACCACUGUUGCCUCUACAAAUGUCUUUGGGCAGCCCAGACUGCGGGCGUCUCUCCGUGACCUCCGAUCGCCACGCAGAGCUCAGAAAUCCACCCUUGAAGAGGAUUUGAAGAAGCUUAUACUGCUGGACAGCCCGUUGCCGGAACCAGAUCGGGAAAUGCUUCAUUCUUCACGGAAGAGCCUACAGAGGACACUGUCUGAUGAAAGUAUCUGCAGCGGCCGAAGGGAGCCGACCUUCCCCAAUUCCCAGCUCGCAGCCAUCGACCAGGCACUGCCGAAUGACGUCAUCUUCACCAGCACCUACCCAUCCCAAACACUACCCGUUCGCAGGCUGAAUCAGCCUCCCCCAUCCACCUACGAAAAGAAAAGUAACAUAUCUGCCUCUGAGCUGUCACUGAGUGAUGUGCGAGACCGAUUACCUGUGCGUCGUAACGAUCCGGGACUGAUGCCACUGCCAGACCCGGAGACAGAGCUGGAAUGGUCCAGCCUGGUCAGUGUUGCCAAAGCAUAUGAGGUUCAGAGAGCAGUUUCUCUCUUCUCAUUAAAUGAUGCCUCUGUUGGAUCAGACCUUGGACCAGCCUACAAUCCUGCGCACGCACACCUUGCCCUCGAGCAACAGAACUCUCCCAGAGCCCCUCACAUUCUCAGCAGUGAACCAGCGUUAGUGCUUUCCGGGAAGGUCUACCAGCUCGAGGUGCAGCUGAAGCAGUUGCAAGACGAUCUGCUGAAGGAGAAGGAGGAUAAGUUUGUGCUGCAGGCUGAAGUUGCAAACCUGAGGGAGAACAACCAGCGUCUCCAGGAGGAGUCCGUCUCCGCCACCGAACAGCUGAGGAAAUUUGCCGAACUGUUUUCCAGCACGAUGGAUAAGAAGUGACACCAGCCGCGCUGUCCACAACGAACCCAAACCUGUUAGAGUUUCCCUGUGAUUGUAUUACAGAGUGACUACCCAGCCUGGGAGAUUCCACAACCGUCAGUUUGUCACUAGUCUGAGGUGGUCCUUUCCAGGCAUGCACUGCGGGAGAGCAGUGUUAGAUUGCAAUUGUGUUGCCUACAGGUUUCAGGCUUUCACUGCUCAGUCCUGCAAAACCUUGCCCCAGUACUAAUGUCAGCCAGUGCAAGUGUUUCAGUAUCGCCCAUGUUGUCCAACCCUCCUCUCCGGUUUCCACAAGAGCCUGUUAGUCUCUCUCCUUCCAGCUCUCUGCUGCCCCCCAACGGCAGCCAAGGUGAUGCAAGCUCAAUGGAAAAUAACUUCCUCACUUGCACGAAUGACUGUUCUGUCGCCCUUUUUAGCUAGUCUUAAAUUCAGUUUAUGAAAGCAUUCCCCCUCGCCUACCUCCCCGGACCUCAUCAGGUAGCAUAGCAUUUGGAGUAAUGUUUUAUAGGGCCAGCGACCGGGGUUCGACUCCCGCAGCUGCCUAUGAGGGGUUUGUACAUUCUCCACCACCCACCCCCGUGAUUGUACGUGAGUUUCCUCAAGAUGCUCCGGUUUCCUCCCGCAUUCCAAAGACAUAGAUUAGGAUUACUAAAUUGUGGGCAUGCCAUGUUGGUGCUGGAAACGUGGCAACACUCGCACGCCAGCACGUCUUUGAGCUGUGGUAGCCGUUGAUGCAAAUGGCAUGUUUCACUGUAUGGUUUGAUGUACACGUGACAAAUAAAGCUAAUCUUUAAUCUUUAUAAAAACUUUUUUAACCCUCUGGCCAGAGAGUCAGUGUUUCCCAGUUUUUAAUUCUCAUUUGGCCCCUUUCCCAACCUGAGAACACAGGCCAGUUCCAAUUGACAGCCUCUGAUAUUCAAUAUCAUCUUGCAAAGUUCACGUGGUUUUGAUUCGAAAAUAAUGAACUUGAGGAAAGAACACUGACUGGACUAAAUCUGAAUCUGCGUGGAUUGGAAUAGUCCAGGUUUGACAGUGGUGCUGGGUGACAGGAUGUGAAGUUGGCCAGGGUUUCCUCUCCAUCUCUGCUCCAUGACCCUGUCUACCCUCCUCCCAAAUCCUCCCCCCUCCAACCCCUUGCGGGAAAGACUCUUGCAAACGCUUUGUGUUAUGAAUGAGUGUUGCUUUCUCUGGUUGGAGAUCUUGUCACCCAGCAGCGGCCACAAUAAAAGAUCAAAGCGCCCUUCAUCUCUCCAGCCUUCUCCUUGUUCAGAGGUUGGAUGGACAGAGAGAGAUUAGUUCAGGGAUGAGGUUCAGAGAGAAAUCGAUCGAGGGACGGGGACGGAGAAAGAUCGGAUCAGAAAUGGGAUGGAGAGAUUGCGUCAGGGAUUGGGGAUGGAGAGGGAUUGGAUCAGGGUUUUGGGACGGAGAGAGAUUGGAUCAGGGAUGCAGUCAGCCAGUUAAUCUCUGAUGUAGGUGGCUCAUUUAAGUCCACUGUUGGCCUAUCACGUACAAUCCAGUCGUAAUGCUAAGACCUUGUCACCUGUACAGUUUUCCACACUGUCGAUGUAUUUCAGUAAGCUAUUUAAUUUUAUUUGAAAAUGUUGAUCAAAGGGUUUUGUUUCCAAUAUAAAAAAUUUAAUAUUUUGGACUGAGACAACAAGGGUAUCCUGAUCUAAUGAAAAUAUAGGAAGUAAUUAAAAGCACUUUCUCGCGCAGCCUAAAUUAUUUUCUAGAAAAUUUGCAUUUAGGAUGUCUCAGGAAAUUUAAACUGGUAAAUGUAAAUGCUCUUUGUGUACACUAUAUUUGUAUAAAUUGUUUUAGAUUUUUUAAAAUUUGAAAUCGUACAAAUUGCAUUUGAAAUUGUGAAGGUUUAUCGGUGACUACUGAAUAUUGUGGAUCGAUGACCUUGAUCUGGAAUGGUGGGGUUACCACUGCAGACGCUGCAUUAGGGGAGUGAUGUUCAAGGAUGAAGUAGACAUCAUGAACUGGUUGAGCGAAGCAUUUGGUUCAGUUCUUCUUGGGAAUGUUGUUGGACAUGAUUUCCUCUUCAUCUGGGCUCUUGCAAUAAUUUGCUCAGUUGGGGCAUGACAUUGCCCUUGAGAAGAUGGUGAUGAGCUGACCCCUUGAUCUCCUAUGGCCUUUGUGGCAGCUGUCUUGGCGAGGGACCCAGUGACCAUGGAAGAUGAGCCAGACCUUUCCAAGUGGCGUGCCAUGACCCAGCCGUUCUUUCCACGGUGGAAAUGGAGGGAGACAGCCCUGGCAAUGGCAACGUUGUGGUUAGCCACCAGCAGGCAAGGACUAUUGGGUCUAGAGUGCUUGUGGCACUGGUUUGAGACUGUAAGACAAAGGAGAGUUGGGACGUUCGGCGUGUCGGUCACCUCCACCAUCCUAUCGAGGCUAAUUUAACAGUUGGCUUCCAUUCACUUGGCCUUGCAAUACCGCAGUAAGAAUCUGUGUGUGUGUGUGUGUGUGUGUGUGUGUGUGUGUGUGUGUGUGCGUGUGUGCGUGUGUGUGUGUGUGCGUGUGUGCGUGUGUGUGUGUGUGUGUGUGUAAACAUCAGUGGCACGUGUGCUCAGAGUCAUAGAGAAUUAUGAAAACAUAGAACGGAACAGCACAGGAACUGGCCCUUUGACCCACAAUGUUGUGCCGAACCAGGUGAUAUGCAAAUCAAAACCACCCAAACUCCUCCCUACACCAUGUCCAUAUCCCUCCAUCUUCCUCACAUCCAUGUGUCUAUCCAAACAUCUCUGAAAAGCCUCUAAUGUAUCUGCCUCUACCACCAGACCAGGCAGCACGUUCUAAGCACCUACCAUUCUGAGUAAAAAAACUUCACCCCUCUCACCCUCAAUGUAUGUCCUCUGGUAUUAGACAUUUCAAUCCUUCAGUGUCCUUUGAAGGUAACACAGGAAUUUGGGACACAUCAGUCUACCAACACUCGAUCCGAUUUUCCAGGCAGGUAGGUGAGUGACCACUUCCUCUUUGGCAUAUUCCAUAUUAGGGGACUGGGGGACUCCCAUAAGGAAUACACAGCAGCAGGACACUAAGACUUAGGGGAGCUGUACAUUUGAAUGGAAGACCUGGACAUCGCAGUGAUCAAUCGAACAUUGCAACCCUCCCCCCCCCAAAGCUUGCAGUGCAAGCUGAAACUCACCGGCAGCCUGUCUGUGUAAGACAAAAUUGUGAACAGUUGAGAGGAGUAUGGGAGGGGAGGUUUGGUGCUGAUGUGUUGGGGGUAGGGGAGCUGGUGAUAGAGAGAGAGACAGUCACUUUAACCGAUUCAGCAGUCACACCGAGAAUGAAGGGCCCAAACAGUGUGCCGAGGAGGGAGGGGAUAAUUAAGCUUUGUGGUGGAGCCCAAACGUUCUGUAAUUUAUAUGUAAUUGACACCUUUAGCACAACGCUUUAAAGUACAGGCGACACGGGUUCAAUUCCUGCCACUGCCUGUAAGGAGUUUGUACCUCCCCUCCUGUGACUGCGUGAGUUUACUCCUGCAGUCCAAAUACGUACCAGUUAACUAGGUUAAUUGGUCUCUGCAAAUUGUCAAGUGAUUAGGCUGGGAUUAAAUUCCCCCGGGUGCUUCAGUUUCCUCCCACAGUCCAAAGACGUACUGGUUGGUAGGUUAAUUGGUCAUUGUAAAUUGUCCCGUGAGUAGGUUAGGAUGAAAUUGGGGAAUUGCUGGGUGACACAGUUUGAGGGGCUGAAAUGGCCUGUCCCCUGCUGUAUCUCAAUAAAUAAAUAAAUAGAUUUACCAGUAAAUUAGCUUCAGUGUCCUUGAGAAUGUGUGUGUGUGUGAGUGAGAGAGAGAGAGGGUGUAUGCUUGUCAGUGUGUGUGAGAGAGAGAGGACGAAGGUACAUGCAUUGCUUUACAUGUGCGUGUCUGCAUGCACAUGUGAGUGUUGUAUGCAUUGCAUGUCUGGAGGUGUGGGAGUGCAUGCACUACAUGUGUGAAUGUUUGUGUGUGCACGUGGAAACACCUGGUGGUGGUGUGUGCACCCUGAAUUAAAGAUGAGAACACCAGUGAACAUCCACGUACGGCAAUUAAUGUUUAUUCUUUGAACCAAAAAACGCUUUGCGCUCCCUCGACUGUUCCCACCGCGACAAUGCAGCCCCCCUCUACAUGUACGUGACAGCACGUUAGCCGAUGCACAUUUGAGGUUUCUUGCAUAAACUGGACUCUAAAGAGACGGGAUUUUAAAGGGCAUUUAUACGACGACUUAAAUUUCACUCUGGAUGCAAAAUGUUCCAAGUGUCACAGUUGCAACCAUCAAUGUCUUAAAAAUAAAGUUUACUUGGAAUUUGGCUUUCUUUGUAAUAUUUGUGUACAAAAGAAGUGAAAAGUCUUGAAUUUUAUUGUUUAUUAUGUGGUGCCCAUUUUCCAGUGUACAUUUUUGUCUGUAGGAUUAUUGAUGUGAUUUAUUGAUUUCAGGACAUGUCCUCUCGUUGAAUGGUGUGUAACUUAUCUUUUAUCUUCACAUUUUAUACAGACUUUAUGCUUUCAACUGAGAUUUCUAUUUAAUUUGUACUUGUUUUGAUUCAGCUUUUCCACCGAUAAAUCAUCGUUUACUUUGUUCUUUUGGCAUGUAUCUGGGAAAUUAAAUUAAAAAAAACUUUC